UCAUUACAAAAACCUUGUUAUAUCAAAAGGCCCGAAAACACAAAUCCACAUGGACAGUCUGUCACAGACGUGGUAAUAGUGGAGGGUGGUGGUGGUGUAUACUCACAUCGUCAUACUCAGACCGAAAUAGGGCUCACUCACUCCCUCUCCUCCCUCCAUCUCUCCUUUUUUUUUUUUUUUUUUCUUUUUCUCUCGAAUCUUCUUCUUUCACUCUCCGUGUCACGCACCGGAGAUCGAACUCUUCUCCUCGGUGGUAACUGGUAAUGGCGUCUCUUUUGGAAUCUUGCUGGCUGUAUCUGAUCACUCACUUCAGUGAUUUUCAACUGGCUUCUUUGGGAAGCUUCUUCCUUCAUGAGGGUGUCUUUUUCUUGUCGGGACUUCCUUUUAUAUAUCUUGAAAGGGCAGGAUAUCUGAGCAAGUACAAAAUCCAGUCCAAAAAUAACACUCCUGCUGCUCAGGAGAAAUGUAUUACCCACCUAUUGCUGUAUCAUAUUGGUGUGAACUUGCCAGUUAUGAUUCUUUCCUAUCCUGUCUUCAGAUACAUGGGCAUGCAAAGUAGUCUACCAUUGCCGUCCUGGAAAGUAGUAUCACUGCAAAUAUUGCUCUACUUUAUACUUGAAGAUUUUGUAUUCUAUUGGGGGCAUAGGAUUUUACAUACAAAAUGGUUAUAUAAGCAUGUCCACAGUGUCCAUCAUGAAUAUGCUACUCCAUUUGGACUGACUUCUGAAUAUGCUCAUCCUGCUGAAAUAUUGUUCCUUGGCUUUGCAACCAUUGUUGGCCCUGCUAUCACUGGGCCUCAUCUGUUUACUUUGUGGUUAUGGAUGGUAUUAAGAGUUUUGGAGACAGUUGAGGCCCAUUGUGGGUACCAUUUCCCUUGGAGCCCCUCAAACUUGUUUCCUUUGUAUGGAGGAGCUGAUUUUCAUGACUAUCAUCACCGACUACUUUAUACUAAAUCUGGCAACUACUCAUCAACUUUUGUUUACAUGGAUUGGAUCUUUGGUACGGACAAGGGAUAUCGAAAAUUGAAGGCACUGAAGAGCAGUGGAGCUGAAGUUGUUGUUGGAGACAAGCAAAUGUAAUGAGGAGAGAUUUUUGACCUCUCUGACCGUCAGAGAAUGCUUUCUAGGUUAAUGGCAUCCCAAAAUGGUCUCUUUCCUGCCUACCAAGCUCAAGGAAAAAAGAUCUACCUCUUCCUCAUUUUCCCUUCGUAUCCUCCAUUUGUUUGUUUAGUUUUGGUAGAAAGGCAGGUUGUGAUUUUAAGUGUGCAAUAAUGUGGAAUUGUUGAAAGGUCUUUUGUUGUGGACAUUUUGUGCUCUAUCCCAUCCCUAGCUUCUUCUGCUUUCUUGCU
Messenger RNA from Nelumbo nucifera (sacred lotus), 1348 nucleotides. Lineage: Eukaryota; Viridiplantae; Streptophyta; Magnoliopsida; Proteales; Nelumbonaceae. The record is from RefSeq and is a predicted model, not a curated record.